Bombyx mori (domestic silkworm) is the source of this 9677-nucleotide messenger RNA. It is a transcript of the gene Ac13E, whose product is annotated as adenylate cyclase type 9. Bases 292 to 4620 code for a protein of 1442 amino acids. The record is from RefSeq and is a predicted model, not a curated record. Gene Ontology annotation, molecular function: adenylate cyclase activity. The transcript has 8 exons. Gene Ontology annotation, biological process: cyclic nucleotide biosynthetic process; adenylate cyclase-activating G protein-coupled receptor signaling pathway; intracellular signal transduction. Gene Ontology annotation, cellular component: plasma membrane. Lineage: Eukaryota; Metazoa; Arthropoda; Insecta; Lepidoptera; Bombycidae.
UGCACUAUAGUUUCUGACACUGUUGUAUGAAUUGUAUGUGUAGUAGGCACUAUCGCCUAGAAAUAUUCUUGUCCUUUUGUGAUAUUCUAUUGUGUCUUCUGCUCAUGUAAUAUAUUUUUUAGAUUUCACAUAAUUACGAGAAAUGCAAGUAAAACAUAGCUUUAAUUCUAAUAAUAUAUGUGCAGUUUAACCUUGGCGAUCAAUAAGUCGAGAAUGAAUUUAACCAGAAGUUUGGAAACACCAAAGGCUUAAGAGAAUGGAUUUGAAUAAAAUAAUGUUAAAAAGAUAACAAUGAGUGCACCGAGUGGGUGUGUCAGCUGCAGUGGUGGGUCGCAGCAGUUUGAAAGUAAACAUGACCCUGAAUGCUCUGAGGGUGAAGAUGCCCAAAUCAGAAUGGCUCCUCAUGUACAAGCAUACCUGGCUCGUAAUAACUCAACCACCAACUGUUGUGGCCUUACUAUACCUAUUGCUUUCGAAAGAGCUGCCCCAGGCACAUGGUGGAAUCCUAGAUUUGAUUCAGAAAUUCUUGAAGGCCAAUAUAGAAGUAGUUCCUUUAGACAAAUAAGAUUAAGAUUUAGAUUUGCACUUUUAUACAUUUUAAUAUUUUCUAUAUCAUGGUUUGUCUACUUUGUGGUCCUUGGCUUGAAUGAUGUGACAGUAAAAUGGCCAUUUUUGUGUUCCCUGUUUGCUGGAGUCCUAUUGAUAACUUGCAUAAUGCUCUUGGUUACCUUUACGAAUUUCUAUAAAGUGUACACGUUCAAGUUGUCUCUGGUUAUGGCAUUAGCUUUAUGUACCCUUAGUUUAUCAUUGGUGACUUUGACGACACAACUUGAAACUAGCUUUUAUCAGGCUGCAGAUAUUAGCCAAUCAGGACAUUUUACAAUGUGCAUUGAAAUACUGCUGAUUAUAUAUACACUGACCCCAUUGCCAUUGUAUGCCUGUGUUAUUUUGGGAAUAAUAUAUUCUAUAGUAUUUGAGGUGCUCAACAUUGUGUUGCAUCUGUCAGAACAAGAAUGGCAAGCUUCUGGAAUGUUUGUAAGGAUUUUACUACAACUUUGUGUACACAUCAUUGGCGUGCAUAUUUAUCUGAUGACCUUUGUGCGAAUGAGAGGUACCUUUAUGAAAGUGGGACAGAGUUUAUUAGUCAGAAGACAACUUGAAAUGGAAAAGCAAUUGAAAGAGAAGAUGAUUCAUUCAGUUAUGCCACCGAAAUUAGCCAGUAAUUUGAUGAAUGAACAAGUGACAGAAGCUGAUACUAAUGUGAAAACUUACCACAAUCCACUUAAUAGUAGGAUAUCAAAUCCAGGAUCAGACAUUAAAUCAUUAUUUAGACCAUUCAACAUGAGCUGUAUGGACAAUGUCAGCAUUUUAUUUGCUGAUAUUGUUGGUUUCACAAGAAUGUCAAGUAAAAAAGGUGCUGAAGAAUUAGUAAACAUUUUGAAUGACUUGUUUGAAAAGUUUGAUGAGUUGUGUCAAAUACAUGGAUGUGAAAAGAUUUCUACUCUAGGAGAUUGUUAUUACUGUGUUUCUGGUUGUCCUGAACCAAGACCCGAUCAUGCAACUUGCUGUGUUGAAAUGGGGCUAGGUAUGAUUGAAGCCAUACAAGAGUUUGAUAGAGAGCGCGGGGAGGGAAUCAACAUGAGAGUUGGAGUUCACACAGGAACUGUUUUGUGCGGUAUUGUAGGAACACGAAGAUUUAAAUUUGAUGUCUGGAGUAAUGAUGUCACAUUUGCCAAUAAAAUGGAGUCAUCAGGAAAACCAGGACGUGUUCAUAUAUCUGAAGAGACAAGUCAGUUUCUGGGUGGAUCUUAUAUAUUAGAAGAAGGAGAAGAAGUGUUUGGUCAUAAGACAUACUUUAUUGAAGGUCGACAAGUAUUUUGCCCGUACGAUCGUGAGCAAUGUCUAACCCCAUCGAAUCCUGUAAACUUACGUCUGAUUAUAUCUCCGGCGGCCUCACCUCAGUCCGCUCUGUCCUCCAACUACUUCACGGCACCACUUACUCCGAAAACCGAGGACAAAUUAAAUUUAAGGAAGCCAAACUCCAAUAACUUCCUUUCGCCGACACCUUUCAAUUUUCGUGCUAAAGCAAGCUCAUUGCCGAGUAUAUUAGAUUCGGAUACUGAGUUAGACGACAACAGAGACAAAGGCCUCACCGAAAGGACAGAUAGCUCAUCGAAAAGUCCAACUUCUGUAGGGAGCUACGGAAAAUACACGAACAAGUUAAAGAAUUGGAAAGUGCCAAGAUUUUUGAGGAAGCACUCUGAUACGCCUCUGCACGGUAUUAAGAAAGAAGACGCAAGCGAUAAAACUAUACAUUUACUCGAGAGAGGGGACGUGUCUGUCUGUGUCCAGUCUAGCAACGGUUACCAGCAAGUGCCUAUCGUAAUAGAAUCUCAGGAUAAUAAGAGGCCUCUUCAGAGCAGCAGUAAAUUAAAUAUACCACAAAUCAACGAGACGUCAUCCUUUGACCGGGAAAUAAUUGAUAUCAGAUCGUAUUUAAGCCAAUCCCGAAGCAACAUGUCCCCCUUUGCUAGGAGCAGCAGUUAUCGGUCACAGCACAGUCGGCAAAAUGCCAUUGAGGUGACGAUUCUGACGAACCAGAUCCCAGUCUGCCGGGCUCGGAGUUCGACCAUAACGACCCAGUGCGACUUGAUCCGGCCAAAGGACCGACGGUUGAACCUCCCGCUGCCGUCGCCGCAGCCGUCACGUCCGCACGAUGACGUCAUCAGCAUCUGCCCUUCGGUCAACAGUAGGAAAGACUCCGGCAUUAGAAGCACCAGCCGAAGAUCCAGCAUACAGCAUCAGAUAUUCGCAUUAAACCACAUCGCGAACUCCCAGAACGACAUGUUGCAACAUCGGGUCUCUGGUUACUACACGUCGAGUCAGUCGUCCCUGAACGAUUUGCAUUCAAAGAGUAGGCUCCCGCCGCCCCUCAACGACCAACAGGUGCAGUCCUUGCAGAAACUGCGCAAACAAUCCGACCUGCAACUGAUACGGUGUGUGCAGGACAACGCCCGGUCCGGGAUCAACUAUUUCGUUCAGCCGCCGAUCAACAGGUUCACGUUGUGCUUCGAAAGCGACGAAAUGGAGAGGCAUUACAGAGAUAAAGCCCACCGGAGCGACGACUGCGAAGACUUACCCCCCACCCUGACCACGUCUAGGUUCAACACUGCCCUCGACAUACUCGUCUCGGCGCUCAUAUUCCUGGCGGUGAGCGCGUCCGCGUUCGUCACGUGCAGCGACUGGUGGCGCAUCGUCGGUUGGUUUGCGUUCUUCGCGGUCAUCGAGCUCGUUGCUAUAGCGCUCUGCUUUUAUAGGCACUAUUUGAAAUGGCAAACCCACCACGAUCCGCGUUCGGUCGCCGAAACAUUCCACGAUUCGUUGAAGAUAUUCAGGAAAUUAUCCGAUUGGUAUCCCUGGCAUCUGUCUGGAGGAUUAAUGAUUAGUUUACCGAUUUUAAUAGUUCUAAUAAAUUUUUCAUGUGAAAAUACAACGUUGCCGAUUCUACGCGGCGAACAGUCUUUCUAUGUUUAUCUGUUGUGCAUUAGCAUCGUGCAUUUCUGCAACUUUACCCAGAUGAACUGGCUGGCGAAAAAUACUCUAGUCACUCUUUACGCCGGUGUGUUCCUCUUCGUGACAUUUCUCGGUUGUCACGAAGUCAAUACUCAAUAUUUGGAUGGUGAUAUUAAAUUGUAUCCUCAAUUUUUAGCUCAAAAUUUAACAGAUUAUUUUUAUCCUAACGAUAAUACUUCCGAUCGUUCGGAAAACAAUAAUACACUGAACUACGAAGGUAUGCAUCAUAAGCUGCACUUGACCGAGUUGUAUCUCGAUGUGACUCUCUUACUGAUGCUCGUUUGGUUCCUGAAUAGAGAGUUCGAGAUUAGUUAUCGUCUCAGUUUCUAUAGCAACGUUGUUGCGAAUCGGGACAAGCAGCGCGUUCAGAAUAUGAGGAAUCAGGCCGACUGGCUACUGCACAAUAUAAUACCGCGGCACGUCGCCGAUCAGCUCAAAAAUACCGCCAAAUAUUCGGAAAAUCACAAAGACGUAGCCAUCAUAUUCGCGAGUAUAAUUAAUUUUAACGAGAUGUACGACGAAUCAUAUUUAAAAGGUAAAGAGUAUCUGAGAAUACUCAACGAACUGAUAGCCGACUUCGAUGAACUUUUAGAGAGGCCACAGUUCCAGCACGUCGAGAAAAUUAAAACAAUAGGCAGUACGUUCAUGGCGGCCAGCGGCCUCAACCCCGACCUGAGGCACGCGUCCCGUGGCACGUACGACCACCUCUAUCAACUCAUGGAUUUCGCUUUAGAAAUGCAGAAAGUGGUCGACAAUUUUAACCAUGAUUUAUUCGAAUUCGAUUUCAUAUUAAGAAUCGGGUAUAAUUUUGGGGACGUCACGGCUGGCGUCAUCGGAACUACGAAACUGUAUUACGAUAUAUGGGGUGACGCAGUGAAUAUUGCAUCGAGAAUGGACUCGACCGGGGUGCCGCAGAGAAUACAAGUCGGGGAAGCUUGCGUUCCCGUGCUGUCCGCCAGGUACGAGUUCGAGCCCAGAGGCAGUGUCUAUGUGAAAGGGAAGGACGACAUGAAUGUAUACCUGCUCGUAGGAAAAAAAGAUACGUAGAUUAAUGAAAAUGUACUAUACUACUUCUCUAGGUUAACGUAGUAAUCUGUGAUUUUAAUUUAAAUGCUGAAGUCGAAUUAUAGAAAUGAAAAAUAUUUAUUAUUGUACGCGUUGUGUUCUAUACGAGGCGGAUAGAUAAAUUAAUUAGUUGUUGAAAUAUAUAGCUUUUUAAAUAUAGUGAUGUUUACGGAAUUAACUUGAAAAUUUUAAAAUAUAUAGAUUUAAUGAUUAGUGAAAUCUCCUUGCCUGUAACAAAAUAUCUGUGACCAGUGUUCUAGUCUCCAAAUUUUUGACGUGAUCUUUUUAAUAUAUGAAAGCCGUACGAAAGAACGACAAGAACGCUUUUAGAAAAUGUAAUCGAAUAUGUACGGUAGUUCUUAAAAUUUUGAUCACUGUCAUAGACUACAUGAUAAUUAGUAGUAACCUUCUUUACAAUAAAAAGCAAUUUUUAUAUUUGUAAAUAAACAAUACGUGACCAUUGAUGACCGGUGUGGUCUUAAAUGAUGUUUAUAUUUAUUGAAUGUUUUAGUUUGUAAGUAAAUGGUACUAAUAUAUUGUAUAUUUUUAGUUUAUAGGUGAAUCGUCGCUUUUUUUUUAAGAAUAUAUUUUAUCAAUAAUAGGGUGUCGUAAGUUAUGUAAAUUUGUAUUUAAAAAAAACGACUUAAUACUAAGAUGAUCCAUAAAAAAUAUGUUCCCUGGACAGAUCUUAUUUAAUAAAACUACCGCACUCAUUUUAUAAAUCUCUGACGAGCGUAAUUUCAUUUUAUGUGACGUCAUUCGGGGCCAAUAUAAACGAACAUCAAACCACAGAACAUACACUAAAAUACAACGAUUAGCCAGAUAUUCUGAUAUAUUAAUGUAAUUUGAAAAUUCACAAAAAUGUAAUUUAAAUAAGUAUAACUACUCAGAUUGUUUUGAUAUUAGCAUUCGGUAGCCCAUAAUAUAGAUAUAGAUAUAAAUAUAGUUGCCCAUAAUAAAUAUUGUGUGAUGGCAACCCUAACAAUUUCGUUACGAGGCAAAGGGCAAUCAAUACAGCUUAGAUAGGCGUAAAAGCGAUAAGUAAUUAAAAAUUGUGGACCGAACGUGGAUCAUGCGUGCCUCACCUCUAGUGUCAUUUGUAGGGAAAAUUAUUCUGCUUGAUAUCAUUUAACUAUGAUCACAUGCGACCGGCAAACUCUUUACUAUGUAUUGAAAUCGUAAACAGAAGAAUAUUUUGCCGUUGCCGUUGCCGUUGACUAACUACAUUGGAAAGUGGAUAAAAAUUUAAUCUACCUUAAACAAACACAGUCGUUAAAUAAAUAUUACAAGAACAGACUCGAUUUAAAAUAUUGUUUUUUUUUGUUUUUGGGAUCAUAUUAGAUAUUUUGUUAAUGUUUUUUAACGUCGAUAAAUGAUAUUUCAACUCGUACCUAUGUAUAAGACUGUUUCAACGAAAUAUUCUGGUAUUUUAAUAUAAGAAAUGUAAGGAAUUACUUCGGCUUUAAAAAUGCAAUGUUCCUUGACAUUAGACGCAUAAAGUCGGAUUUAUGUUUUAUUUUAAACACUCCCUUUAAUAUUGUUUCCUUUAUUGUUUUUGUGUUCUUUUUUUGAAAUAUCGAAGUCCAUAAUUUUAAGUCAUUAUUAUUAAAAAAAAAAAAACCUGACCAUCACACAGAUUACAUUAGAACUAAAUAAGACAAGUUUGAAUCCAGAAUAUCCGACGUUACGCCUCUAAAGUCGAGAUUUAGCUGAUCGUGCUUUGAUAAUGUCACAGUGUCAGGAAUCCUCAGUGCGAUAAGAUUGCGAACUGUCUUCGUUUUCAGGGAUAAUUUCUCACAUCAGAUAAAAUAAUUUGAAUGUAUUUACGAUACCCUAUAAAAUACGGUUUGCUCACUCGUGUACAAUAUUAGCACAGAUAGAGAUCGUUUUGCAUAACGAAAUCAAACAUAUUUAUUUGUCUUCAGUCGGAGUCUACUUUAAGUAAGUACAUUUGCAAAACAUUUUUAGUUAAUCAAAAAACUUGCAACGCAUUUAGUGUGUAAUUACGGGGACUAUUUUAUACUAACAAUUCUAUGUCUGCGAUGCCAGAAAUAAUUCUAAAUAUAUAUAUGUAUAUAUUUAAAUGUUUAUAUAUCUUAUACAGAUAUAAAUAUUUACAAGAUACAUCGGAAAUUUAAUUCUAUAUUCGGUAGACGUACUUCUAACUUAUGAUGAAAGCCUUAAACACUAUACAUUCCAAUUGUAUUUAAAAAUAAUAUGCCUUCGAUUUGUUCUAUUUUCCUCUAUGUAAUCGUCGAAGGGAAUGUUCUAUGAACUGCUGAUUAAUAAAAGACUGUGUGCAAGUGGCCGUAACAAAAACACUUCUGGGUGCAAAGAUAUUGCAACAAUGAACUUUUACAAAAUCAUACGCUGAUGAAUCGAGAGAGUCAGUUGUUGCAAAAUUAUAAAAGUGAAAUUAAACGAAGAUACGCUCUCAUGCUGGCGAUCGAAAUGCAAAUUAUAUAUUUAAUAAUGUCAGUUAAAUCGAGAGGCUGCCUAUGCUAUUUAGUGUUUUUAAAAUUUCGUUCGAAGAUAUCAUGGACAUGGCGACACCGAGUAGGGUGGCACAUUUGAAGUCCGACGUAACGAGAUAUUUUUUUUCCUACCUAAUUGUGUAGCCUUGAGAGGCUAUGCCAGUGUAACCUAACGUGUAGGUGGGCUCUCGGGGCUCUAACUUGGAGGCGUUGCUAACACUAGCCCUAGCAAGAGCAGUGCUUCGCAGAAUGUACCACUGGAUCGGAAACGCGACCCACUGAGAAGAUCCGGCGAGAAACUCAGUGGGCCGUAACGAGCUAAAACAGGUGUGAUUUUUAUCUUUAGUAAUCUAAAAGUUUUUGAAAGUGUUUUAUCGACACUGAAAAACUUUUGGAUCGAGCAAUGGUUUUGUUACGUGCAUUGCACCACAGAAAUUCGGACCAAAUAGAAAAUUCGUGAAUUGCUUGCUCUCUUCGUAUAUCUCUCCAUAAACGUAUUUAUAUAAAUGUGAUAUAUAUAUAUAUUGGCGAUAUAUAUACUAUAAAUUGAUAUUGAAAGUCAAUCGUUUUUUUUGUGACUAAAUUAUAUUAAACAGCAAUAGCAUGAGGCCACAUUUUGUAUCGAUAUUUAGACGUUUAAUGGGAAGUUAUAAAAGACUGAAUGUUUUUUGAGAUUGUGUGGCGUUCGCGCAUAUGACUGUAUGCUAAACUGGCUGCUUGGGAUAAGGGAAUGAAAAUAAUAGCCUUGUUUUGUUUGCAUUGUGCGGGUGUGCUAUGCGUCGAGUUGGAGAAAUCUUGUUCAAGACUGACGCCCGUUGGCCUUGGAUUGCCAAAUCAAGACAGGAUUUAAUGGUGGAUUGUAUUUUUAUGAAAUGAAUUACUGCAUUAAUUAAUCAAUGUUGCAAUACAAAAUGUGGCGCUUGUUACCUUCUAUACCGUAACGUACGUUUAAAUUUAAGUGACAAACUUUUACCUACUUAUGUAGAGCUUAAAAAAUUUUUUUUUUCUUAUUUACUUCAACAUUUUUGCACUAUAGUAUUUUCUUCGGUUUUCGCAAGUCGUUUUAUUUUAAAAAUACUUUUACGGCCACUAAAACUGUUAUGUAUGCGAAACGUUGGAAAUAAAUCGUAAAAGUAGUUUUAAAUUAUGGUUGGUAUUACAUAAUUUUUUUUUUAAAUAUACUUAAAAUUUAAUAUCAUGUCACUUUUGUUUUCAAUGUCUACUUGUAUGUUUAGAUUUCGUAGACGCAACAUUUAGGGAUGCUAACAAUAAAAUUGAUCGUAAAAUAUUAGAGAAUAGAUCUGAACGUGGCCUUCAUAAUUUACAUAUUGACUGUCUAUGCUUUUAAUAUCGGAAUCCUACUUAUAUUAUUAUGAAUACUUUCAGUUAUCGAUAUUCGAUUAAUGUUGCUGACACUUCAAGAUUUAAAAAUUCAUUUACUUAAAGUAUUUUUUUUCUUUUAAUUGGUGAUGACAUUAGUCAUUAAAAAAGGCUAACUUUCCAAAUCAUUUUAACGCAUAGGUACCAAAUCUCCUCAAUCGCUGAUAACAAAAAAAAAAUUGAUUGCCAAUCAGAUAAGAAAAAUUACACAUAAUUGUUUUUACCUAUUUAUGUACAGAUUGUGAUUGAUUUAAGCAUACAUCUUCUCAUUAAAUAGUGUAAAGUAGAAUCGCUGCCUAACUCUUGUUUUGCUGCUUGUUUUUUCUAAACUACAAAGCCGAUUUUGUACGUUAUUCAUGAAUAAAAAGAGCUACUAACAAAGAAUGUUUUGUGUAUAUUUUGGACAAAUAAUCUAAGUUAUUAUUACGUUGUGUUGUAUCGGAGUUGUAGUGAAAUAGACCACAUGGGUCUCUUAAUAGCUUCGUUUGUAAUAAUCAAUCAUGAAAAUAGACAAUUGAAGGAUAAGUAAUAAGUCAUUUUAUGGUUAAUAAUUUUUAUUAGUUUUGUUUACUACAUUUAAAUAUUUAAUUGCUACGCUAUUUUAAUUUAAUGAAUGUGAAUGAAUGAUGAAUGAAAAUACAUGAUCUUGAAUGCAUUUUUUAUUGUUGUGAAAUGAAAAGUAGAUUUUUUCUAUGAGUCCUAUAAAAGAGGCCAUAGCUUUAUUGUGCCAAUAGAAACAUGUCCUUGUGAAAUUGGAAAGGCCUCCAGGCCACCAGAAAAACCUCAAUCAUAAAAAAAAAAACAAUAGAAAAUAAACACAAAUGGAAAACAUUGAACAAAAUGAUACUGGUAAGAGGACAAGAAUGAUCUAAAGAAUGAUAUUAACCGCGGUGUAAUUAUCGAUUGAAAAUAUGUAUAUAUGCAGGAAGAUUUUAUUGUAAAAUGCAUUCUAAAAAUUGUUGCGUCUACGUAGAUUGUUCUAGAUUGUAUUCUUUUAUUACCCACAAUCAUGUAACGAGGUGUACGGACUGUAAUUAGUGUUCAGCCUUAGAUGAAAUAAACGAUUUUUAAACUGUUGACUAUUUUGGGAUUGCUAUGAACCAAAAAGAGCUUUACAAAUAAAUUUGUAUUCCUUGCCAGUUUUUGUGUCCAUUAAAAAUAGAAAUUCUAUAACUUGUUUAAAAA